This is a messenger RNA of Mesorhabditis spiculigera, 1167 nucleotides long. NCBI's taxonomy places the organism in Eukaryota, Metazoa, Nematoda, Chromadorea, Rhabditida, Rhabditidae. The record is from the annotation of a GenBank genome assembly.
AUGGAUCCAGAAAAGCUGAAAAUAGUGCGAAGUAAGGAUGCGCUAAGAAAACGAAGAUGGCGAUUGAAAAAGAAGCUGGAGCGAGACGGAAUCGCCGAUACGGCUAUAUCCGAAACGACAAUUCCUAUUGUAUUAAAUGCAUCACCUAUAAUUGCUAAAACUGAAGAGCCGAGGGCCGACCUCGACAAUUUUAAAGCAGCCGACAGACUGAAGGAAAUUCGUUCGAAGGAUGCCGAGCGGAAGCGGAGGGCAAGAGCUAGGAAGCGACAGUUAAUGUCACUACUAUCGGUGCCCGAUGCAUAUGAAGCGGAAACGGCAGAGACCUCUGCCAAGCCAUUUCCGGAAACCUCGGAUGGAAAUGAGAAAAAGAUGGAUGUGAAAACCGAGGAAGAAGUACCAGAACAAUCGGGCUUUCUGUCAGAACAAUCUGAUACAAAACACUUCGGCAGUCUGACAAUUGAUGUCGAUAUGAAGGCAAGUGGUGAUUGCCUUCCAUCGGACGUCAGUUCACCCGGGCUUUGCCAUCCAUCCCCAUCCGGAGCGUCGAAAUGUUGCAGUCGAAUGCCGAGAAAGUACCUCUCACCCGAGCAGCUGAAGGAGCUACGGGCCCGAGACAACGAGCGGAAAAGGUAUCAACGCUGGAAAAAGAGGCUCGAACAACAACAGCAACCCGGAAUCAACCCCCUGGACUUGUUCAAUGAUCCGAACAUCCUUGCCACAAUGUCGAUGCUCAUGAUGUGUUCACCGACGGCUUUUACCUCACCAGGCGCAAAGCUGGACAGCGUCGAUCCGAUUGCACUGCCAGAUUUCUCUACCGAACCAAGCCCCAGCACUUCUGAGUCUAUGGUGAGAAGCGUCAGUCCAGAGACUGCCGAAUUCAAACGUUCUCAAACGCCCGUCCCGAAUGAAACGAUCUCGUCGAUUGAACCAGAAAUCACCAUCGACCUGAUCAAAGGGCUAUUGGCAGAGGUCGUUGGCCCCAAAUCUCCACAGCUUGCGGCUCUGGGUACUGAGGAGAAAGCGGCCGCCAGACGCGCGGCGAGAAGCGCAAGGAAAGCACGGCUUACCGCAGCCGAGAAGGAAGCGAUUCGUGCGUCUGAUCGCGAGCGUAAGCGUCUCUGGCGGAUGAAGCAGAAGGGGCGCCAUGAGACUACCUUUACUUUGCCA